CUAUCUUGUUCAUCCUGACAUCUCAUUUAUCCCCGCCAUAAAGCUUCAUGGCGUCGUUCUAUUCCUUCGCUGUCUGGAAAAACCGGAAAGGCAAAGUGCCUGUUAACAAUGAAUCCGACGAAACGCUCAGGAGCGAACUCAAGUUUAAAAGCUACAAAGGCAAAGAACCCGUUAGCAGUGAGGGCGGCGAGGACCUCACGAGCGAACCCGAGGUGGAAAUCGGCCCACCGGUAUUCCCGAUACAUCUUAUAGGAGCAACGCGAUGGCCAAUAGGAACAUUCCUCAACGCCGAACCUCUUUCCUUACCUUUUAAGUAUGCCCUAAGCCUGGAUAACUGUCCAGCACCAGUGGGACCCUGGGGAACGCCGAAUCCGGUCAAAAUAAAGUUCGGCUGUAACGAUAUCAACCCGGUUUCAGCACCAGCGCGAGUAUUCCCAAGGGUCUCUAGGAUUUCCCAGUUCAAAGAAAAAGUCUCCUUGGACACACAAAAUCAUGCACAAAUGAGUAGUGAUGGUUACGACACCCGCCGUCCUUCGAUGGCAGCACGACCACUCUCAGCAGACCCAAGGGAUUCGAGGUUCGUAAUCCUACCACCAAACGAGAAUCCACAAGUACCUUCAGAACUAGUUGAUUCUGCUGCAGCUGUGGUAUUCCACCAAGAGAUGCGGCUUUUGGAACCUAUGUUUCAAUCAGCGGUAAAGCCAUUAGCAUUGUCGGAGGCAGGACCGAGCAGACAUUCCCCGGCUGGGCGUUUCCAGGAAAAAUGUUUUGAUAGGGCGUCAAAUAUGGCAUUAGUCGAUUGGGCAGGCAAUAGAGCCCUAGGUCAGGGUAGCAGCCAGAACAAGUACCAUACAGUCCCUAUGGAGCGGCCAAAUAACGACGCCCACUCUCGUCCUCAGAGCUGUCGAAACGACCAAAGUUUAGAAAACCUCAUGUUUAUCCUCUUGUAUGUAUACCAGGAACGUUACAACCCUGAAAACCUCAAACUCCUUCUCUGCCAACAUAACGAUCCCAAAUCGGACUGCAGAUACUUUGUCGCCCGCCUCGUUUGUAAAACCAGCGGUGAGGAACCAAAAGCAGGCUCAACUGUGUCUACAUCGUCUAUGAAGCCGGUUUAUGAAAGUUGGGCGGAUGUCGAGCGUGACUGUGCUAUGUAUUCAUUGCUGAUGACUACCGAGCAUGAUUUGGGGCUGUUCUUCGAUAAGCAGCAUAUGGCGCACAAGCGUCAGCGGGAGAUUGAGGGAAAGGCGGAGACUGAGUUCAAUAAGGAUGGGAAAGGGAAUUCUAUAGCUCAGCGGGUGGAUUCCGUAGUUGGAGAUCCUCUGGAACAGUAA
Messenger RNA from Lindgomyces ingoldianus, 1334 nucleotides. RefSeq lists its product as uncharacterized. The coding region runs from base 48 to 1334 and encodes 428 amino acids. Lineage: Eukaryota; Fungi; Ascomycota; Dothideomycetes; Pleosporales; Lindgomycetaceae. The transcript has 3 exons. The record is from RefSeq and is a predicted model, not a curated record.